Messenger RNA from Syzygium oleosum, 519 nucleotides. Its product is annotated as methionine--tRNA ligase, chloroplastic/mitochondrial-like. The transcript is spliced from 2 exons. Gene Ontology annotation, cellular component: mitochondrion; chloroplast stroma. Gene Ontology annotation, biological process: methionyl-tRNA aminoacylation. Gene Ontology annotation, molecular function: methionine-tRNA ligase activity; ATP binding. The coding region runs from base 118 to 519 and encodes 133 amino acids. The record is from RefSeq and is a predicted model, not a curated record. Lineage: Eukaryota; Viridiplantae; Streptophyta; Magnoliopsida; Myrtales; Myrtaceae.
AACGCUUUCCUCCGCAGGGCGCCUACCUUGGACGCAGACAAAAGGAACAGAACAGCGAUAAGCCUCGGCUCAAACUUGACCUCUGCUGCUCCUCCGAGAGCAAAGAGGCUUACGCCAAUGGCGACGAGGGUGAACUGCAGCGCGUGGUUCGUAAACCCUUGGCACGCCAUAGCCUCCAGGCCUUCCCUUUCGAGGCCUCGUCUCCAAUUCCGCCACACCCUUUUCUCCUCUUCGUCUUCUGCUUCGUCGGCGACUCGUGGAGCCGUGUGCUGUACUGGGUCGAGCAACGGCGCUUCGGAGACCGACCCUUUUGUUCUGACGACGCCGCUUUACUACGUCAUUGCCCCUCCCCACAUGGGCAGCGCCUACACUACCAUUGCUGCUGAUGCUAUCGCUCGCUUUCAGAGGCUAUUGGGUAAAAAGGUUAUAUUUAUAACAGGCACUGAUGAACAUGGUAAAAAAGUUGACUAUUCAUGUAUAACAUUUUUUUUGUUCACCGAAUUGGAAGCCACACAGUAA